Molecule: messenger RNA, 2199 nt
Organism: Exophiala oligosperma
Lineage: Eukaryota; Fungi; Ascomycota; Eurotiomycetes; Chaetothyriales; Herpotrichiellaceae
Exons: 4
Coding region: 145-1800 (551 amino acids)
Biological process (GO): carbohydrate transport; transmembrane transport
Cellular component (GO): membrane
Molecular function (GO): carbohydrate:proton symporter activity
Source: RefSeq, a predicted model, not a curated record
AGCUUGUCUUCCUUCUCCCUCAACACCCAACCUUUCUUCUCCUGCACCUACAGAGUAACCUUGCUCUCCCUCCCCGUUCUCUUCUAUCACGGAUACCAGCAUCACAGCAAGGACACCCUUACCCUAGCCAGUCACACAUUCAUCAUGCCGGGUGGAGCGGUCCGUUCGCUGUCCACGACCAACGAUGUUAACCGCAUCGAGGCGCCGGUCACCUGGAAAGCAUACCUGAUCUGCGCCUUUGCGUCCUUCGGUGGUAUUUUCUUUGGCUACGAUUCUGGUUACAUCAACGGCGCGACGUCCAACCCCGAAUUCAUUCACUUCAUCGAGGGUCCUGGUAAAGAUGCUUUGACCUCCUCUCACUCGUCUCUCAUCGUGUCCAUCUUGUCCUGUGGUACUUUCUUCGGCGCUCUCAUCGCUGGUGAUGUUGCCGACAUCAUUGGUCGCAAAUGGACUGUCAUUAUUGGUUGUGUGAUCUACGCUAUUGGUGUUUGCAUUCAAAUGGGCACUGGUCCUGGCCACGCUCUCGGUCUGAUCGUCGCUGGCCGUCUUGUGGCUGGUUUCGGUGUCGGCUUCGAGAGUGCCGUUGUCAUUCUGUACAUGUCUGAAAUCUGCCCCAGAAAGGUCCGUGGUGCAUUGGUCGCGGGAUACCAAUUCUGCAUUACGAUUGGUAUCCUGUUGGCUUCCUGCGUUGUCUAUGCAGUCCGCAAUCGAAAGGACACCGGUGCCUAUCGCAUUCCCAUUGCCAUCCAAUUCGCUUGGGCCCUCAUCCUCGGUAUCGGUCUGGCCUUCCUCCCAGAUUCGCCCCGAUACUUCGUCAAGCGAGGCAAACUCGAGAAGGCCAUCGCAUCGCUCUCCCGCCUUCGUGGCCAGCCUCCCGAGUCAGAGUACAUCCAGGUCGAAGUUGCUGAGAUCAUUGCCAACGAUGAGUAUGAGAGACAGAUGAUUCCUGCCACUGGCUGGUUUGGCAGCUGGUUCAACUGCUUCAAGGGUGGCCUCCGACACCAGAAGUCCAACCUGCGCCGAACCAUCCUCGGUACUUCUCUUCAGAUGAUGCAGCAGUGGACCGGUAUCAACUUCAUCUUCUACUACUCGACUCCCUUCUUGAAGUCGACCGGUGCCAUCUCCAACUCCUUCUUGAUCUCCCUGAUCUUCAACUGUGUGAACGUCGGAUCAACCCCUCUCUCCUUCUACACUGUUGAGAAGUUCGGUCGUCGCCCACUCCUGAUCUGGGGUGCUCUGGGUAUGCUCAUUUGCGAGUUCCUCGUCGGUAUCAUCGGUGUCACCGUGGGAUUCAACAAGACUCACAUUGAUGCGGCUGGAAACAGCAUUGCCAACAACAUUCCUGCUGUUAAUGCGCAGAUCGCGUUUAUCGCCAUCUACAUCUUCUUCUUCGCCUCCACCUGGGGUCCUGGUGCCUGGAUCGUCAUUGGCGAGAUCUUCCCUCUUCCCAUCCGAUCCCGCGGUGUCGGUCUCUCCACCGCUUCCAACUGGUUGUGGAAUACCAUCAUUGCUGUUAUCACUCCUUACAUGGUCGGUGAAGACAAGGGCAACCUUCGUUCAUCCGUUUUCUUCAUCUGGGGUGGUCUCUGCACUGCUGCCUUUGUCUACGCAUACCUCCUCAUCCCCGAGACCAAGGGUCUAUCAUUGGAACAGGUUGACAAGAUGAUGGAAGAAUCUACUCCACGCACAUCCGCCAAGUGGCGACCCACCAAGACCUUUGCCGAGACUAUGGGUAGCCAGGGCGGUGUUCUCAACAAAGAACUUGUCCAGGAUGCCGAGCGCAAGGGAUCGGUCUUUUAGAGGAGAUAUGACCCACUUGUUCUUCUUUCGAGACAAGCCAGAGAAGCAAGAGAAGCACGUAAAGAGAGGCCUUGAAAACAUCCAUAUCCCACUACUGAGCCAAGAUAUGGUCUGGCGCAGGUCGUUUUCCUAGUGCUCCUAUGGCUGUCGAGCCUUGAUCUGCAUUUGACCAUGAUUAUUAUCAACGUACGGAUAUGCCUUGAAACAACCACAAGAGGACACACGGGCCCCUCUCGGGCUGGCAGACAGAUAUCAGCAGGGUGAAGAAGGCGACAGCUGGUGUUAGCGAGAAGUAGUAAUUAUCUGCAUGCAUUCUUGCAUCUGCAUAGCAUGCAUCAUGGCAGCAUAAAGGAAACAAAUGUAUCCAAGAAAGAUUCCUUUCUCAUAAUUUGAUAAGUC